AUGUACAACGCCCAGUCAAUUGAAUCACAUCUAGAACUUUCGCAUGCCGGUCUCAUCUUGAUCUCCCUACUCUUGAAAAAUGACUACAGCGACGGUGUGAAUGGCAUUGGCUCUGAAACAGCAGCGGGUCUUGCCAAAUGUGGAUAUGGAGACGAUCUUCUCAACGCCCACAAAUCCUUUUCUACAAUGCCUCAGCAACUUGCAGAGGCCUUUGGCCGACUCAAUAACAAUAUGGCGGAUGAAAUAGAAUUCAAUACUCAUCACAAGCUCAGAUAUCGUAGCCCUUACAAGGCAAACGUGCUCCGCAUAUCCCAAUUCCCAUCACUUAGAGAUCUAUCAACCCUCACGGCAUUUCUGGAACCUGUCACCAGCUGGUCUCGUUCCAUGGACCAUUCAAGAGCACCGAGUGCCUCGAAAUGGCCACCCCAAACACCCGACAUAAUGGAAGUUACCAAAUUCUGCUGUCACAAUUUUGGUUGGCCUGACAAACAUGCGCUCAAGAGAUUUCAUGUUGACCUAUGGCCAGCAGUCAUCAUGCGAAUGUUAAGCUCUAAAUUUCUUCGUUUCAAAGAGAAAGAAGCCGAGAUUCUAGUUCCCCGGCUGCAGGGUACAUUUGCAGUUGACGCAAAUGGAAAACCUUAUACAUCUAUGCUUUCUACCAUAGUUCGCAACAAGAACUCACUGCGGUUACGAGGAAUGAGAGCAAACGAUGCUAUUUCGACUACAUUUUCUACGGAGUUCUUUCUCCAACUCACUGGUCUUGCUAGCUCAGUCUCUGAUACUUCCAGGAGAGUUGACGUCCCUGCUGCAAUGAUCGCAGUAGUGUUGCAGCAAAGUGAUCAGAUCCAUGGACUAAAUGAAUGUCUUGGUCCACCUCCGUCGCACAUCAUCCAUGUUGAAAUUGAAGUCCUUGAGCGCGGCAAUGCAUCUGGGAGUAGUCAGAAUCACCAGGAAAACCCCACAAAGCGCAAGCAUACUGGCACAAGCUUGAAUGAUAGAGAUGAGCCCAAACAUCUGCGUCCAAUGCUUAAGGACCUCGGAAUGAUCGAACUUACUGAUAGUGAAGAUUAA
Messenger RNA from Lentinula edodes (shiitake mushroom), 1071 nucleotides. RefSeq lists its product as uncharacterized. The transcript has 4 exons. NCBI's taxonomy places the organism in Eukaryota, Fungi, Basidiomycota, Agaricomycetes, Agaricales, Omphalotaceae. Bases 1 to 1071 code for a protein of 356 amino acids. The record is from RefSeq and is a predicted model, not a curated record.